This is a messenger RNA of Mucor velutinosus, 1638 nucleotides long. RefSeq lists its product as uncharacterized. The coding region runs from base 1 to 1638 and encodes 545 amino acids. Gene Ontology annotation, molecular function: symporter activity. The record is from RefSeq and is a predicted model, not a curated record. Lineage: Eukaryota; Fungi; Mucoromycota; Mucoromycetes; Mucorales; Mucoraceae. Gene Ontology annotation, biological process: dicarboxylic acid transport. The transcript is spliced from 3 exons. Gene Ontology annotation, cellular component: plasma membrane.
AUGCUCCAAGGUCUCAAGAACAAACUCAAUUUCAGUGUAAAGAAUAAUGAAGAAUUAGAUUCCAACUUACCUUAUGGUAUGCCACCAGAGGAGGGGUCAAAGCCUUAUCCUCGUCCUGUACAAGUCGUGGCCAAUGCCAUCUUUUUCGUUUGGAACAACAUUUUGUUGCAACCCUUUUUGCGCACCUGGGGUUUCUUGGCUGCUAGAACAAGCUUGACGUUUUGGAUCAUUGUAGGCAUGGCAGUAGGCAUCUUGAUUGGCAAUUUUGCUCCUGAAGCAGGUGUUCAAUUAAAGCCUCUUGGUGAUGCCUUUAUUCGUAUGAUCACCAUCAUCGAAACACCCCUUAUUUUCAGUACUCUUGUCGUCGGUAUUGCUGGUCACGGCGACGAUGUGGGUAAAGUAGGCAGAUUGGCUGUUAAAACUAUCAUUUACUUUGAAGUUGUUACUACAUUUGCCUUGGCUGUUGGCUUAAUCAUGGCCAACUUGAUCAAGCCCGGUCAAGGUGUCGUCUUGUUUGGUGAUACUAGUCAAGUAGAAGGCAUGGCUCAACAAGAAUCAUCCAUCACUUGGUACGGUGAAAUGGAAAUGAUCAUUCCCAAGAACUUCUUUGUUGCUGCUACAAACAAUCAAAUCUUGGGUGUCGUUUUCUGUGCUGCCAUGUUCUCUUGUGCCAUGAUGAAAGCCGAUAAAAAGUCCAAGGAAUUCAUGCUUAGAAUCAAUGAUUCCAUGUCCAUGAUCAUGUUCAAGUUUGUUGCCCUCAUUAUGAACUAUGCUCCUAUUGGUAUUGGUGCUGCCUUGGCUGCUGCUGUAGGAAAGAAUGGCGUUGACAUCCUUGCCAACCUUGGUAAACUCAUUGGCUCCUUAUACGCUUCUUUGGCCAUCUUUGUCCUUGUCAUUUUGAUUCCCAUCAUGUUCAUGGCGCGUGUCCCCAUCUUCGGUUUCUUCAAGGCUGUUGCGCAACCUUGGUUGAUUGCAUUCAGUUCUGCCUCCAGUGAAUCUGCUUUGCCCAAGGCUAUGGAGAACAUGAGAGCAUUUGGCUGUCCCAAUUCUUUGACAGCCUUUGUGAUCCCCUGUGGUUAUUCUUUCAACUUGGAUGGUACUACUCUUUACUUGGCUUUGGCUAGUAUCUUUGCUGCUCAAGCAGGCAACAUUAACUUGCCUCUGGCUACUCAACUCUCCAUCAUGGGCACAUUGAUGCUUUCUUCCAAGGGUGUUGCUGCUAUUCCUCGUGCCUCUUUGCUCAUCUUGGCUGGCACUGUCACUCAAUACAAUCUCCCUUACGAAGCAAUCCCAAUGAUCAUGGGUGUUGAUGCCAUUAUGGACAUGGGCCGCACUUCCAUCAACGUCUUUGGUAACUGUCUUGGCUGCUGUGUCAUGUCGCGUAUUGAAGGCUCUUUCCGUGGUAUGGAAUGGAGAGAAGAAGAAAUUGAUAGACGCCGUCUUCGUUUGAUGGAGGCAGAGCGUCACCAGCGCCAAAACGAUGGUCUUUCUGAAGAAGUCUCUUUUGAUGGUCAUGGCAACACGGAGAAGUUUGAGCAUCAAGAAUUGGACGAUGUGGUUGUCGUUCAUGAUGGUCGUGCUGAUUCUGUAAAUAGUAUUGAAAUUACUCCUGCUCCUCCCGCUAAUAAGCAUCGUUAA